AUGGCUUCCAAGAGAAGGGAGGUUGUCGAUCUGAACAAGAGUAUCUCUGGGUACCUAAAGAGAGUGGGUGUGAGCAAGAAAGCAAGGCUUGCGUUUAGAAGCAAAGCUAAUUCCAUGGUAGGACUUGAAUCCCACCGCUCCAUGUGGUUCCGCAGGUUCACCGCUCAACUCUCUCAAAUUCUGCGCCAAAUCGAACAACCUCGUGCUGAAAUCGAUCUCAAUGAACCUGCUGAUCUCCUCGACGACAAGGUGGAAGAUGAUUCCCAUGGAAAACGUAAGAGGUUAGGAAGCCAGCGGAUCACCAGUACUCCACUGCGCAUCCCUGAAAGCAAGGAAGGACCAUCUGGCAGGCCAGCGCCCAACAACGUUCGUCCCUCCCACAACCAUAACAGCCAAGUUCCAAUUAUUCUGCUGUCGGACUCUGACUGACAG
Molecule: messenger RNA, 432 nt
Organism: Neltuma alba
Lineage: Eukaryota; Viridiplantae; Streptophyta; Magnoliopsida; Fabales; Fabaceae
Exons: 2
Coding region: 1-429 (142 amino acids)
Source: RefSeq, a predicted model, not a curated record